Messenger RNA from Ostreococcus tauri, 798 nucleotides. Its product is annotated as unnamed product. The record is from RefSeq and is a predicted model, not a curated record. The transcript has a single exon. NCBI's taxonomy places the organism in Eukaryota, Viridiplantae, Chlorophyta, Mamiellophyceae, Mamiellales, Bathycoccaceae. Bases 1 to 798 code for a protein of 265 amino acids.
AUGGGCGUGACGAUCGAACGACGACGUUCGUCGUGCGCGACGUUCGCGUCCGAUCGGUCGGAGGGCGAGAGGGAUGACACGCUGACAAAUCUGGAUAAACUCUUGGGGGAGUUCGAGCGAACGCCGCGAGAGGAGACGAGGGAGACGCCGACGAGGGCACGGGCGGCGGACGCCGAGGCAAAGGCGGAGGGCGCGCGCGUGGCCGCGGAUUUGGCCGCGGCGCAACGAAGGAUCGCGCGAGAGAAGAUGGGUAAACCCAUGGGGAUGUUUAGUGGUGAUAAGAAGCCGAAAAAGCUGGUGAAUCCGGAGGAGGAGUACGAUUUCAGCGAGCGCGCCAUCGCGGCGCUGGUGUACAUGCUGCCGCUGCUCGAUUCGCUCAAGUAUUCAAAAUUUUUGCUCUUGCAGUUCCCGGUGUUCGGAUUAGCGCUCUUGCCCAUCAGUCCGAUUAUCGGGUUGUGGUUUAAGCUUGGAUUUUUGCAGAUCGCCGUGUUUUUCGGCACUUACCUGGGCGUCGUGCAAAACCAAAACAUGAAGCGAUUCGUACGUUUCAACGCGCAACAGGCGGUCCUACUGGACAUCAUCCUCAUCAUCCCAGAUUUACUCACGCGCACGUUCCAAGGGAUCGAUGGCUCGGGCCCCACGGGCGGAGCCGGUCUGCAGGCGGAGAUCAUCUUCUUUAACAGCGUCUUCUUGUUCACAUAUAUUUGCUGUGUCGUCGGCGCCGUGGGUUCCACCGCCGGCAAGGAAAUCAAGUUGCCGCUCAUCGGAGACGCCGCCGAGAUGCAACAGCCUCGUUAG